Molecule: messenger RNA, 1191 nt
Organism: Phlebotomus argentipes
Lineage: Eukaryota; Metazoa; Arthropoda; Insecta; Diptera; Psychodidae
Product: 1,5-anhydro-D-fructose reductase-like
Exons: 3
Coding region: 115-1065 (316 amino acids)
Cellular component (GO): cytosol
Molecular function (GO): aldose reductase (NADPH) activity
Source: RefSeq, a predicted model, not a curated record
UAAUAGCUUUUUUGUGCCUCCAGUCACUACGCACUUCCUUAUCUCUGGGCUUUAAAAUAGCGGCUCACCGGCCGAUAAUCAUCUCAGAAGUGAACAGAACGAGCUGCCGUGACAAUGCCGCCAAAAGUGCCGAGUGUGGAAAUCUGCAAAGGCGUCCAGAUGCCAAUGUUUGGCCUGGGAACGUAUUUCCAACCGGAAGUGGGUGACGCGACAAAAUGGGCAAUCGAUGCGGGCUAUCGCCUGAUUGACACGGCAGAAUUGUACAGGAAUGAGGAAGAGGUGGGCAAGGCGAUCAAGGAGAAGAUCUCACAGGGCGCUGUGAAGCGAGAGGAGCUGUUUGUGGUGUCCAAAGUGUGGUGCCAUCACCACCGCGAGAUGGACGUCGUGGACGCCUGUCUUAAGAGCCUGCAGAAGCUUCAGCUCGACUAUCUGGACCUCUACCUGAUCCAUGCUCCGUUUGCGGUUAACUAUCGCGGAGAUGACAAGUUCUUCCCCUACCGGGAGGACGGAGUGCUGGACACGAACGAGGUGGACUUCAUGGAGACCUGGAAUGGGAUGGAGAAGUGCGUCGAGAUGGGACUCGUGAAGAGCAUCGGAAUUUCCAACUUCAACACCCAGCAAAUCGACCGGAUCCUCGCGGAAGGCAAGGUAAAACCGGCGAAUCUGCAGAUCGAACUCAAUCCGCAGCUCACGCAGAAGGACGUGUUGAAGUACUGCAAGGAGAAGAACAUCUCCGUGAUGGCUUUCACGCCUCUCGGGCGCCCCAAUUUUGAGACAAAGACACCAGCUUUCUUAUUUGACGAUCGUGUAUUGAACAUUGGCAAAAAGUACGGGAAAAACGCAAGUCAGGUCAUUCUAAGAUAUCUGAUCGACUGUGGAACUUGUCCUAUUCCGAGGUCGGUGAACAAGCAGAGAAUCGAAUCUAAUUUCGACAUCUUUGAUUUCCAAUUGACGCCCGAGGAAAUCUCUACCAUCGAUUCCUUCAACGAGAACAAACGCUACACAAAAUUCACCGACGCCAAAGGACAUCAAUACCAUUUUCUGCCUCUGGAGGCGUUUGACUAGACGAACACAAUAAUUUUCGAUGCAAAUGUUACAAUGCUUCAGGAAUUUUAUCAAAAUUGAGUACCUUUUUGUAAAACAAAAAUGAUAUACGGAACCAUGUGAAAUAAAAAAAAAUUCACCCUUUAA